AUGUCUGAAGAAAAAGACACUACUUUCACCAUCAGAUCUGGCGGUCAGACUGGUGUUGAUAGAGCAGCCCUAGAUGCUGCUCUACGUUACAGAGACCAUGUGCGAGUUACUGGAUGGUGUCCGAGAGGGAGAUUGGCUGAAGAUGGCGAAAUUCCGCUAGAAUAUCCAUUAGUGGAGACUACGACUGACUCAUAUCAAGAAAGAACUGAACUAAACAUUAGGGAUUCAGAUGCCACAUUGGUUCUACUCUUACCCCUAACGCCACCAGACCAGGGAACAGAGUAUACAUUAGAAAAAGCCAAACUUUUAGGUAAACCGUUUCUUCGAAUUUUCCUUGACGAUACGACCACUAAGGUCAACGAUGUCCUCGAAUGGACCAACAGAAACAAGGUCAAGGAUUUGAAUGUCGCGGGUCCUCGUGAAAGUAGCAGUCCGAAAAUUCAAAAUCAAGCUUAUAAAUUCAUGAAAGCGUUCUUAAGAGAAAAAGUUGAAUCACUUAGACAGACACAUUGA
Molecule: messenger RNA, 513 nt
Organism: Acaulospora colombiana
Lineage: Eukaryota; Fungi; Glomeromycota; Glomeromycetes; Diversisporales; Acaulosporaceae
Source: the annotation of a GenBank genome assembly